AUGACUGAUUAUAAAAGAGACGUUGUACGUGAGUUACAUGCUCCAGCAAGAAAAAAUUUUGUACGACGUAAAGUUGACAUUCGUGAUAAGGAUGAAACAUGGCAAGCUGAUCUUGUAGAAAUGAUUGAACAUUCAAAGGUUAAUUCUGGUUACAAUUAUAUUUUAACAGUCAUUGAUAUUUUCUCGAAAUUCAGCUGGGCUGUUGGACUCAAAAAUAAAACUGGAAAAGAGGUAUCAGCAGCAAUGGAAUUAAUAUUUAAGAAAGGUCGAAUAUGCAAAAAUCUUCAUGUGGAUCAAGGAACAGAAUUUUCUAAUUCAACAUUUAAAACAAUGUUAAAAGAAUAUAAUGUUCAUAUGUAUUCAACAUUUACCGAUUUGAAAGCAUCAAUAUAUGCAAGAAAAUUAUAA
Messenger RNA from Aphidius gifuensis, 408 nucleotides. RefSeq lists its product as uncharacterized. Gene Ontology annotation, biological process: DNA integration. NCBI's taxonomy places the organism in Eukaryota, Metazoa, Arthropoda, Insecta, Hymenoptera, Braconidae. Bases 1 to 408 code for a protein of 135 amino acids. The transcript is spliced from 2 exons. The record is from RefSeq and is a predicted model, not a curated record. Gene Ontology annotation, molecular function: nucleic acid binding.